AAUUGCGCCAGCGUGAUUUUUGAAAACAUAAUCCACCAUCACUUCUAAGUUUCGUCCUUGCGUAAGAUCUAACUUUCUGGUCAAUUUACUUGAAGUUUUAAAGUAUUGUAUUGGAGGUCAAGCGUAAACAUUUGGGAAUAUUGAGUUUGAUGAUGUCGGAGUCCGCUUCACCAGAAACAGGAGACUUGGUAGAUUUUUCAUCAGGCAUGGAGGAUCAGGAGGAUGUCUCCUCGACUACACCAUCUUUGGAUGACAUUGUAAAAGACGAACCAUCGCCAGAAGGUGAAAACGUGCCUGAUGAAAGAGAAGAAACGUCGGCUGUCGAAGAUCUAGUAUCAGAGCAAGUAGAAUCGGAAGAAAAACCAGAAGAACCAGCCACAAAAGGUGAGAUUGGCAAUUAUGGCUGAUGGUUGUACAUGUGUAUUUAUGUACUGUACUAAGGAGCGCUAAACUUAUUGAACUGGUUUGCGCGGAUGAUGUAAAGUAGCAGAGCUAAUUACGUUUGAUUUUUGUUGUAACUUUGCAAAUGUAGUUCGAGGUAGAAGACAAGAAGUGCACUUUAUUCUGAGAUCGAUUGCCGGCAAACGAACACAGAGACAGUGAAGAAGGAUUACUUCAGUAGGCCGUGAGCUAAUAUUUUGUUAAAAAAAUUUGAUCUUUGUUGUAUUGUAGAGCUGACAAGUUGGCCGGCGGUAUGGAUGAAACAAAACGGCGUGGAUCAACGAGGUAUAUAGCUCUCAAUAAUCGGGAAUAUUUAAGUAAAGGUUCAUUGUUGCUUAGAUGACCUGCGGAGGCGAGCGAGGCACUCGACACGACAGAACGUGUACAAGAUUUUCUUUGUUGGCCAUCGAAGUUGACUCUUCAUCGUCGUUGAAAUCAAUAUCUCGUAAAAAAAAAAAAAAUGUUAACAGUAAGGUAAUAUAUUUUAUUUACUGCGAAUUCAAUUGCACGGACUUGAAACUGUGUUACGGUGUUAUCUACUGUAGACCAGGGCGCUGUCUUAAAAAUGAAAACAUAUGAAACGAUGGUCGCACCCUGUUCAUUGCUUUAUUGGAAACUUCAUUCGUUUAUUAAAUCGCAACCAAAGCCCAGAAUAUAGGGAGGAAUUGAGAGUAAAUAGCUUCAUUAUGGUUAGGCAAUUUUCCCCAUUUAAAAUUGGCCUUGAAUCGUGUAUUGGACUCUUCUCCACGCAUAUGACCAUGCCAUUUUGUUUACAGGAGAAAGUGAAUCAUUCAUUUUCAAUUCAAAUCUAUUCGUAUUAUGUUUUUGCCCCAGAUAUUCAUAGAAGUUCUUUCCAGUUGACUGACAUAAUUAUUCCCUAUGAUUAUGUCAAACUGAAUUAUUUAUAAGUAACCACCUUAUAUUUUGGUUUUUGACUAAGAUUUGGGGUGGGGUCUAUAAACUAACUUAAAUUUUUUCACUUCAUUUCUGGUUAUUUACAUGAGUCACAUUCUUUUCUGAUAAAUUUUACUUUUCAUGUAGCAGAGUUUCUUGAUUUUUCCAUGAAAGUACGAUGAGAUCAAUGCUUCUUAGAGUUUUCAAUAUUACACCUGCUGGUGUAUUUACAAUAUUCCUUUCAAUCCUGUUGCUCUUGUAGAUUCAGUUAUUUGAUCCUAUCUUGCAGAGGAAUUGUUUUCAGCUUUUAUGUAAGAAUACACCUCCUCUGUGUAUCUAAUGCUGAAAAACUCGUUGUAUGGACUGUUCCUUUUUUUAUGGUACAAGUUAUUAAGCAUUCUAUCAGGAUUAGAAUUUAAAUCCGUUUUGAAAUAAUUCCACACCCUAUAUGCUUGUACAAAAUUUAAUGUAAAGUCAAAUGUUAUGCUUAUUUUUUGAGUGAAUUUGCAUUUUCACUUUCAUAUUUUGUAUUGUGGUGGUUCUGGUCUAAGAGACAUUCUUCUAAUGAAUUUUUGUUUCAUUCUUCUUUGAGGGUAAAACUCUGUUACCACUGGAGAAUUAAGCUUCUAUUCUUUGUAGUCUACCUUUACUGUUCCCCAGCAUUCCAAAUAAAUUUUUUAAAGCAUCAUACUCUUCCUAUUAUUUGAGCCAGUUACUUUGUGGCGUUAUUUUUGGCAACACAGACAAUUUUUUAAAACAUUUUGAGAGAGGACAGCAUGCCAUACAGAUUUGUCUUAGUAGAUUGAUGCAAUUUGUUGUAGAAGCUUUCAAGGGAGUUAACACAUCAGAACUUGAUUUUUAUUGCAGAUUAGUUACCUUCAAACAAGACCAGAUUGUUCCUUCUGUUGAAGUUCACUUAUUUUAAAAAACUAUUUAUACAGGCAAACUCUUCUGAUAUCCACUUCUUAUGCUUUCAAUAGACAGGAAUGAUACAAAUAAGUAAAGCAAAAGAUUGUUUGAGGUCUUUUGAGACUAGAAUGUGGAGUUAAGAGAAAAUAGGAAAAGCGAGGGAAUUUUGAUGUACAGUUUAGUUUCAAUCUUUCAGAAUUACUGAAAACCUGCAGAAUUGGUUUGAGAUUUGUACGCCAUAUGGUGGCUGUAGUAGAGAUGCAGAGUUCACUUUUUAAAUUUGAAGCAUUCAAAAUAUUUGAUUGCCCACAAGGUGUUAGAACUGUUAAUACAGAGAUCUGUACUGUUCAGAAAGUUUUGAUGUAAUUUCUGCUCUUUCUUGUUUUUAGUAAUUGAUCUGAUCUACUGGCGGUGUCUGAAGAAAACAGGAAUAGUGGUUGCCAUUGAACUGGUUUUGUUGUUCUCUUUGACCAUGUAUACAUUCCUCAGUGUUGUGACCUUCUUCUCCAUGGCGCUGUUAACAGUGUCGCUGCUUUAUAGAGUUGGCAUGACUGUUAUGGGUGCUAUCCAGAAAAGCGGCACUGAGAAUCCCUUCAAGUAAGUGCUUAAAAAGGUACUGAACAGCUUUUGGUGACCAACCAUUAAAAUAGCAGAGCUGUUGCAGUGUUCUUCUCUAUUUUAAGUAUGACAGGUGAAAGAAAUUUUCAAACUGUUUGAGUUUGAUCCUGUUUUUGAAUUUUCAAAAAUUUUUAGAAAUCCUAGCUGGUAAUAAGAGGCACUACAAGUGGUAAAUUUAAGAUGUUAGUGCCUAAAAAAGAGAACACUGAUGUUGAAAGCUAGUUUUUCACAGGGAAACGUAAUAACCAUGCGACCUUUAUUGCCUGAAGAAGACUUGCAGUAUGCAGUCAAAAUGGCAUGACCCUCAUAGGAAAUGACCAUGUCAUGAGGCCCACCAUAAUACUUCAUCACUACUUUUUUUCACAAUGUUUGUAUGUUUACUUGAUUUACCACCUCCCCAAUGGGGGCUCUUCAGGGCAAAUAUGAAGAAAUCGUGACAUUGUUAAGGAAGGUACUGUUUAAAACACUCAACUGGCGGGAGGCAGACCAGUUGGCCAUACAUAAAGUGCAGCUAAGUAAUUGAACUCUGGACAGCUGAGAAAAAAUCAGUUGAGAUUACAAGCCAGCAUUCUGACUACUUGGCUACACUGCUUCCUCUAAGGAGGAAUGAUGAAUAAUGAGGAAUAACUAAUAUUUUUAAAUCAAAUUUAAAAUGUAACAGUGUAAGCUUAAAUUGUAUCAACAAGCUUAACACAACUUUGUACCUGUAUCCAAAGUUGCACUAUUAAGUAUAUUCAUUUCAUGUGACUUCUUUUCUUCCAUCUUUGACAGAACUGUUCUUGAGAGAGACGUGGAUAUCCCCAAAGAAAAGGUAAAAUGAAAUUUGGUCUUUUGCAUGGUGGUUUCCUGUAUUAAAAUCCUCUACAUAGAGUUUCUCGAUGUUUUUGCUUUAAGUGGCCUUGGUUGGACUCUUCAGAAAAGGUUUUGCAAUCAGAUGAAUUGAACCUCGGCACUCAGCACAAAAAUGUCUUCUGGUCACUGUGUGUUAUUGACCAAGUGUCAGGUCAGGAUUGGUGGAUACUGACCAAGACAAAUUUAUGUGUGAGAGGGUUAGUUUGUGCAUACAGUUUUUGUUUUACAUAUUAAGCAUAGAACUGCUGCAGUGCAACCUAAAGUUUGAUUGUGUUACUCAUUGCAGGCUGUGGAGUUUGUAGAGGCCAGUAUUGAUCAUAUCAACUGUUAUUCCAAGGAACUGAGGCGACUCUUCCUAGUAGAGGAUAUUGUUGACUCCAUCAAGGUAUAUAAUAGAAUGUCAAGUGUGCUCUUAUGUCUGCCAUUCUUUUAUAGUAGCUCCUUAAUGAAUUGAUAAAAUUCAAGAUGAAUUGAGCCCAGAUCAUUUUAACAAUGAUCUAAGCAAAGACUUAUUCAUUGCUAUGUAAAGGAAACAGAGGUUAUUCUUGACUUAAUGUGGCUUUUGAAAAUGGCUUCUGAACUGUAGUGUAAAUAUGGCUUAAGGCAGAUGAGUCAGCUUCUUUACUUAGUGGCCAAUGGUUGUAAUUUUUUGCAGUUUGGACUUUUGUUAUGGGUUCUAUCCUAUGUUGGAGCUUGGUUCAGUGCCUUAACUCUCAUCAUUAUCGGUGGGUGCCUUCAAUACAAGUCAUUUUAUCAGUGAGUGUGUGAGUGAGUGAAUGAGUCAGUGAUCAAGUUGGUUAGAGAGUGAAUCAGGAAGUCAGUGAACGAGUCAGUGAUUUAGUCCUUCUGUAUCAUUAUUUCCUGGUGAUUUCCUCGACAGGUGUUAUUGUCCUAUUCUCUGUGCCUCGCUUGUAUGAAGAUCAUCAGGUGCGUAAUAAAAUUGAGCAAUGAUUAGGAAUUCAUAUCUCUGUAUCUCGUUUGAUUUAAGAGAAUUUUUUAUGUUGAAAUUGAUAAGAAGUACAUUUUUUCCCCUUACUUAAUAUUUGUUUUCACUUUCAGGAUAAGGUUGAUGAGUAUGUCCAAUUGGCUCGAAAGAAAGUUGGAAGCCUCAUUGAACAGUAAGUUGUUGUUGCUUUUUUUUAUUCAACAAUAAUUUACCAAAGUGGAAGUGAAUAUUGGUGGAUAUUUAACAAGCCAUGAAGUAGCAAGGUAGAUGUCCACCACUUUUACUGAUACUGAGGUGAAUAAAUGUCUCAGUAUAUAGCACACAGUAACCAAAAUAUUUGUUUAUUUUUGUCCAUAUUCUGAAAAGUUAGAAAUUACACUUGUGACUUACAAUUUUGUCCCUUCUGAAUUAGCAAAUAGCACUAUUUCCUGCAAGGUAUUUACCAGCAAUGCUUAUUAACAAUUUUUUUUAAAGGGACUUGAAUGUUCACUGUGGAUGAACACUUGACCUGUUUGACCAUAAUUUUCACAUUUUGUAUCUUUCAGGGCAAAGUCCAAGCUGCCUGCUAAACUGCAAAAGCAGAAAGCUUCAUAAACACCAAAACUCCAGUUCAUGGAAUUCAAAUGAUUCCAAAAUGAGAUCUGAUUUUCAAGUGUAAUUCUCCCAAUUGCCUGCCUUGCUCCUUAAUUUGUGUGGAUUUUACAUGAAUGUCAGAGAAAGUUGAAAUCUGUUGGAAUUUUGUUUGACACUCUUUACUACAGCAUUGGUAGCAGUCGUUGGUUUUCUUUUUAUGGAAAUGGCUUCACUGAAGAGGUACUGAGUUGAAGACCCAGCCAUGGUGUGAAAUUUUCCUUGAAAGCUUCUUUGUCUCAACUGCUGUGGUUUAAGCUCUAUAAGGUGUUUCCUAUGAAGCUUGGCCAUUCCCUUCAGAACAGAACAUUAAUUAUUUUGAGCACAUGUAAUAAGGGUUCUUUGUCUGUGAAUGACACUUGUUUAAAAUGAUUUCAGUAAUGAAGUAGAUAGCAUUUUGCAGAGGUUGGUUUUUGAAAAUUGUUGUUAUUUAUAGAUUUUCUUGACAGUGCAGAAUUGUUCAUGCAGAUUUCGUCUACUAUGUCUGUUGAAACUACAGAUAUUAAAGGUUUCAUUUGGGUUGGUUGAAUGAGGAAAAGUGUUAAAACCUUUUUGUCAGGUUUGUGGGUAUUUUGCAGAGAUGAAUUCUCGUUAUGUAGUCUGUUCUCUGAAGGAGUGUGUCCACUGUUGAUAAAUCUGUUAAUAUUGAAAUUUGUGAUGGCUGUAGUUUGCACCUGGAGUCCCAAGAUCACAAGUUUGCUGAAUGGGAUCAAUUUCAUCAUGUGUUAAAAUGAAAUAAGCUGUUUAACUAUAAUACACAUUUGGGAAGUGGGAUGGUAGGGGAACUGUCAACAAGACUGAACUAGAGUAAUGGUAUUUAAUCCAAACUUUUUCUUUGUGUUCCUCAGAAGGUAGGCUUUGUUGUUUGUUGUGGUGAUAUUCUGCAAGUUUUGUGUCUGAUCUUCGAAGUUGAA
Messenger RNA from Pocillopora meandrina, 6204 nucleotides. Lineage: Eukaryota; Metazoa; Cnidaria; Anthozoa; Scleractinia; Pocilloporidae. The record is from the annotation of a GenBank genome assembly.